AGUAAGCGAACGUGUCGCCGCUUUGAUGUCGAGCCUCCGACGAGGAUGCGAUGCGCGGAGGUAAACAACGUCCGGCUCAACUUUUCUUCCCGCCCCGCCUCUGCUUCUCCUUUUUAUCAGUUUAUCUCCUACAUCUUACACUCCCGCGGCCAAGAUUCGCCUUCUUCCAACCAUGUUCCUGCCUUUCUUUGCGCCGUAGAGGGCGGGAAGUGUCCGGGCAAUAAGAAGGGUGGGGGUGGUGGACAGAAGAUGUUUAUUAUGCCGAUUGUUGCUAGGCUAUUUUUAGUGCACCUUUCACUGCGCCACUUUCGCCUUACAGCGCCGUUUUGACGAAAAGAAGAAUGCGCAGAGCAACCCCCCCCCGGGCCUGCGGGAGUAUGAGAAUGGUUUCUGUAUGGGCGGUGGUAAUUCUCUGCAUGCGUCAAUCUUUUUUUUUUUUUGUGAAUGGCUGUUCCUUCACCAAAGCAACUCGUCGUGGCUGUUGGCUGUUUGCACAACUCCCCUCCGAUGCAGCCCUGCUUGUACACACAGCGCCUACCCCCCAGUCCAAUGGCUUUAAAAGGCAGUAUUCGCAAAAAUACUGUCAAUGAAACAAGAAGUGAACUGCACUGCAUCUACCGAGAGGUGCUACGGACAUUUUGGGCCAAAUCACCACAGCAACCACGUGAUGAAGUAUACUCCCGUACUGACAGUCCAUUCAUAGUCUGCAUGUUGUUGUAACGUGCAGGUAGCCCAGCAGCACAGGUAGGAGAUUUGUUGCAACUCGUGUGCGAGUUUCAGUCGAAGCUGGCUGAUGGACUGAUUGUGUUUAAGCAUACUUGGGGGGGCUCCCCAGAUCUGUCACCCUGCAUCAGGAUCGCUCUUUUUGGGGACAAUAGCCAAGCACACACUCUCUUGCACAUUAAAACACCCCCCCACACACCCGAGAGAAUGGGAGGGGUGAUGUUGUACGAGCCCCCACCCCCCCAGAGCAUCAGCGACUACCCGUGACACACACGCACCCCUCUUCAAGGCUAGCAUGCACGGCGCAGUGACCGACUUUUUUUGGGGAGCAAUUUGUCUCGCUGUCUGGCCCUCUUGUCGUCAAAACCUGCCCCACCCUGCCAUCUCACACACACACACACACACACACACACACACAAGGGCCUUAACGUACUACUCCCCCCCCACCCCCAUCCACCUUGCCCCUGGGCAAUUUUACCCCCUUUCGUUUUGUAUGGACUUGGCGAUUCACGCUUCUUGAUUCCAUCUGACACCCUUUGCUCGGGGCGCGAGGAGUUCAGGCUACCCUGGAAAAACAAUGACUUAUAACGUUAUAUUCUUACAUAAAAACAUCAAAAUGUUCUUCGUUUCUUGCAAGAACGUAACGCUGGUUUUAGGCACGGUGGUGUUUUCAAGCGCAGUAGUUGCGCUACAUGCCAGUCGGGGGGAAGUCGAAGCACGCCACAGGGCCGCGUUGAUGCUGCUACGUAUUUUUUCCGAUUUUGUCAAAAGGCCAGGAAAACGAACGUUAUCCGGGUGGUCCUCGCUUGAAGGUGUUCCGAGUUUUGUCGUUUUCUGGUUCCGUACGUGCACCCGUAAGUUAAUAAAAAAAACAUCAUUGUUAGCCUGUAAACAUGAGACUCGCUGGAGUAUGACUUAGAGCUCUACAAUAACAAAUAAAGACAGACUCUAACACUACCCAUAACUGCCAGGUUGCUCUCGUAUCUUUGAGCAUGUUAAAGGAUCCGCUCAUAUGAAAGCGACAGUAAGAACUAAACUAUUAUUAUUAUUAUUGUUGUUUCACUUAAUUCCAUUAUUUUGUGUUUUUAUUAGGGAUGUCCGAUAAUAUCGACCCACAGUGUGAUAUUGGCAUAAAAAUGUAAUAUCGGUGUCAGGUUUUUCCCUAUAAUGAAAACCAAUACUGAAAAAGUGCAGGCUUGUGGGCUUCGGUACUCGGCGCCAUCCGGCGGCGCCAGUACGUGGAUAUACUUCGCCACGUCCUGUGUUAUUCCUUGCAGUCGGAACUGGGCUGGAUAUGUUGAAACCACAGGCGUGGGUGUGCCGCAGAUAGCGCCGACGUUAGCUUGUAGCGGCGCUGGCACGGCGUCAUUGUCUCUGUUGUCAGUCGAUAUUUUCACCCACAUCAAGGGGCACCAAAUGUGGAGAUGCGUUUAACAACGAGACAGGAGUGGAGGUCGGCGGCACCCAUCAGUUAACUCUCCACUCAACUCAGCAACAAGUAACAAGUCUUUAGCAAUAGCUAAGUGGCCUAAACAACCUCAUGACCCGCAAACGGAAGUACACUUCAUAGAUUGAGAGUUGGACGAUAUCGGCAUAUCGGUUAUCGGCAAAAAAGCCAAUGUUGGACAUCCCUACUUUUUAUUGUUGCAUUUUAUGUGCUUCAUGUGUUUUGUGUACAGUGUGAGUGACUUCAGAGUUAAUUAGUCCUGUCACGAUAAUCAAUACAUGGAUUGAUCGAGCCACAGAUAAUGAUGACGGCCUGGAUAAAUUGACGUGUGUGUUUUCGUCUCUCUGUGCCACACAGGCUGGAUGGCAAGAGGGCAUGUGCAUGUGUCUAUGUGCAUUGGUUCUAUAGUGGAAUGAACGGAGAGUGUGAACCCUUCUCUCAUUCAGACUCUUUGUGGAGGCGGGGCUACUAGCUAGUACCCAAGCAGCAGUUAGCUUCGUGAGCCAGCAUACGCUAACAUGAAUGAUGGCACAAAAGGAUAGUUUCUAAGUCGAAUGCCACAGCCACAGUGUGGGAAUAUUUCGGUUUUAAACAGAAUGAACACCGACGACCGACACUGACAGUUUUCUCAACUGUGAAAAAAACAAUAGAUCGAGGUGCCUCGGGCAGCGGAGCCUUCGUCCCGACAGCCAAUGCUUACUGAGGUGUUUGGUUUGCAAAUAUAAACAAAACAGUGCAAAAUGGUGCAUGCUAACAGCCAGUGUCGCUGGCUACAUUGCAAAAUCAUACACACAGGCAACUUGUGUGUCAAGCUAAUGUCUCACACAGGUACACCAUACACUAGAGUCCCUCCAUAUAGAAAGUUGCGACAUGACGAGUCGAAAAAAUACGGUCACAUGACUUGUGGAGCCAUCUUGGGGCCAAAUUCGUGUUUGCGUUUGCCUUUUCUUCACAGUAUUCUUGGCCGUAUUCUUGUUUAUUCCCCAAAAAUGCCGGGUUGUUGUGCAUUUGGAUGCACAAAUAGACAUGACAAGGGUUUCAAGCUUUACAGAUUCCCUUCAGAUGUCAACAGACGGACAAUUUGGGGAAAUAUAAUCAACCGUUUGGGCUGGAAGCCGAACUCGUCUUCAAAGCUGUGCGAGGUUGGCAUCAGUGUUUGAAGCCAAGAAUUCCAAAGGUCCUGCUGACCGCUGUGCAUCGGGUCUGUCCCGUCGGUACACACAGGUGCUCACCAACGCUCACCUCCAGCGAUGACGUCGCACAGUCAUCAAGAGGGGAUCCUGGGGAAGGAACAACCGCUGGAGGUUCUGAAGACGUCGGCGCUCAACCACAUCCCAACAGUGGACAUCAACUCAGCACUGCCCCUGCGCCUCCCUCCGGCCGCCAUCCCCAUGGAUCUGCGCGUGGACCAGCACCCGCAGCAGCAGCAGCAGGUGUCCCCGCUGUCUCCCUCCCGCCAGCAGUCCCCGCUCGGUGGAACGAUCCAGGCCGGCGGGGGCGCGGCCUCGGCUCCUGCACGCGAGCAGCAGCUACAGCAGGAGCUGCUGAACCUGAAGCAGAAGCAGCAGAUCCAGAGGCAGAUCCUCAUUGCAGAGUUCCAGCGGCAGCACGAGCAGCUUUCCCGCCAGCACGAGGCCCAGCUGCAGGAACACAUAAAGCAGCAACAGGAGCUGCUGGCCAUAAAGCACCAACAGGAGCUUCUGGAGCACCAGAGGAAAAUGGAGAACCACCGUCUGGAGCAGGAGCUGGAGAAGCAGCAGCGUGAGCAGAAGCUGCAGCUGCUGAAGAACAAGGAGAGAGGACAGGAGAGUGCUGUGGCGAGUACAGAGGUGAAGAUGCGUCUGCAGGAGUUUGUCCUCAACAAGAAAAAGGCGCUGGCCCAGCGCAGCCUCAACCAGGGUGGUCCCGCCAACGAUGCCCCCUACUGGUACAGGAAAACUCAGCACAGCUCCCUGGACCAGAGCUCACCUCCGCAGACGGGCCUGUCCCCCUACAACCAGCCCGUGCUGGGCGUCUACAAUCCCCGCGAUGACUUCCCGCUGCGGAAAACAGCCUCGGAGCCCAACUUGAAGCUGCGCUCCAGGCUGAAGCAGAAGGUCAGCGAGCGCAGGAGCAGUCCACUCCUUCGCCGUCGAGACAGUCCCAUCGCCUCUGCAAAGAAGCGCUCUCUGGACAUGGCAGAUUCCGUGUGUAGCAGCGCCCCGGGCUCGGGCCCAAGCUCCCCAAACAACAGUUCCAACAACAUCCCCAACGAAAACGGCAUCACGGUGUCGGUCUCCAACAGCACUGAGGCAUCAAUGAGCCAGAGGCUGUGCAGCGGUGCUGAGCGGGGUUCUAUUAACCAGCUGUCCCUCUACACUUCACCGUCUCUGCCAAACAUCACCCUGGGCUUGCCUGCCACCGCCACCGCCACCGCCGCGUCCAACGUGACGUCCGCUCAGCAGGAUGGCGGCCUGCAGCCGGCGCUGUCCCUCAGCCCUCCUUUCCUUUCCGGCGGCCACUUGACACCCUACCUGGCUGAGGCGGCAGGGGGGACGGGCGGACACGGUGCGCACAGUCCGCUGCUUCAGCACAUGGUACUCAUGGAACAGAAUCCUGCCCAGAGCCCCCUGGUGACAGGUGUCGGUGGCCUGUCCGUGUCGUCGGCCGCCUCCAUGGCCAAGCUGCAGAGGCAGCACCGACCUCUGGGACGCACUCAGUCGGCACCGCUGCCCCAGGGGAGCGCCGCCCAGGCCCACGCGCAGGCGCUGGCCCUGCAGCAGCUUGUGGUCCAGCAGCAACACCAACAAUUCCUGGAGAAGCACAAGCAACAGUUCCAGCAGCAGCAGCUCCAAUUCAACAAGAUGAUAGCCAAGCCCAGUGACUCGUCACCCGUGGGCCGACAGCACCAGAGCCACCCCGAGGAAACGGAGGAGGAGCUGAGAGAGCACCAAGAUGUCGGUGCUUUACCACCGGGGGUCACCAUUAAGCAGGAGCCCCCCGACCCGCAAGAGCUGGAGGAGGAGGUGCUACAGCAGUACCGGGAGCGGGAGAGGCAGGCGGAGCAGGAACUUCUCUUUAGACAGCAGGCCCUGUUGUUGGAGCAGCAACGCAUUCACCAGCUGAGGAACUAUCAGGCUUCCAUGGAAGCUGCCGGCCUGUCCAUCUCCUUCCCGGGACACCGCCCUCUUUCCCGGGCCCAGUCGUCUCCGGCUUCAGCCUCCUCAUUUUCCAUCAGUGUCCCACCCACUGAUCCACCUGUCAAGCCACGCUUCACCACUGGCCUGGUGUAUGAUUCCCUCAUGCAGAAGCACCAGUGCAUGUGUGGCAACACCAACAGUCACCCAGAACAUGCGGGACGCAUCCAGAGCAUUUGGUCCCGCUUGCAGGAGACUGGACUCAGGGCACAGUGCGAGUGCAUCCGCGGGAGGAAGGCCACUCUGGAGGAACUGCAGACUGUUCACUCUGAAGCCCACGUCUUGCUGUAUGGAACCAACCCUCUCCGACAGAAGCUUGAUUGUUCAAUCACUCCCAUGUUUGUCCGGCUACCAUGUGGUGGUGUGGGGGUGGACAGUGACACUAUCUGGAAUGAAGUCCACUCCUCCAGUGCAGCUCGCCUCGCCGUGGGCUCUGUCGUGGAGCUCGUCUUCAAAGUGGCCACCGGAGAACUGAAGAAUGGUUUUGCUGUGGUGCGACCUCCUGGACACCACGCAGAGGAAAGCACCCCCAUGGGCUUCUGCUACUUCAACUCUGUCGCCAUCGCUGCCAAACUGCUGCAGCAGAGACUCAACAUCAGCAGGAUCCUCAUUGUUGAUUGGGAUGUCCACCACGGCAACGGCACCCAGCAAGCCUUCUACGACGACCCCAAUGUUCUUUACCUGUCUAUUCAUCGCUAUGACGACGGCAAUUUCUUCCCGGGUAGCGGCGCACCUGAGGAGGUGGGAAGUGGUCUUGGAGUGGGGUUCAACGUCAAUGUGGCCUUUACGGGAGGACUGGACCCCCCUAUGGGAGAUGCCGAGUACCUGGCUGCCUUCAGAUCAGUGGUGAUGCCGAUCGCCAACGAGUUUGCGCCAGACAUCGUGCUCGUGUCCUCAGGCUUCGAUGCCGUGGAAGGACACCCUCCGCCGCUGGGAGGCUACGCCCUGACGUCCAAAUGUUUGGGCUACCUGACCCGCCAGCUGAUGAGCCUGGCGGGAGGCAGGUUGGUCCUGGCUCUGGAGGGGGGUCAUGACCUGACGGCCAUCUGCGAUGCCUCCGAGGCGUGUGUGGCUGUGCUGCUGGGACAGGAGUUAGAUCCGCUGCCCACGGCCGUCCUGGCGCAAAGACCCAACCCCAACGCCGUUCGCUCUCUGGAGAAAGUUCUGGAGACUCACUGUAAGUUGUCGUCAUUCUUUGUGUCUUCUUUCUCAUCUCGACUCCGCAACCUCUUGUCAGGUAAGUACUGGAGCUCAGCGCAUCGCCACUCGCCACUGCUGGGCCUCUCCCACUCAGAGGCCAAGCGCGGGGACUCGGAGGAAGCGGAGGCCGUCAGCGCCAUGGCCUCUCUGUCCGUGGCCAACACGGGCGCAAUGGAUCACAGACAAGAGGAGGAACCAAUGGAAGAGGAGGAACCACUGUAACCGGCGGGAAACACAACGGUGUCACACUGUUAGCAUUGACCUCUCUGGAGAAGACCUCUCUGAGCUGCAAAGAGUCUCGACUGAUCCCUUCAUUUACACCUCGCUUGGCGGGGGGAGUGGGGGCGGGCUCAGCCUCAAGAGUAGGGAGCCAAUCAGGAGACAAGAGGGCCGGAAAAGGAAAACAAAAACAUUGUUGAGGAGACUUUUUUUUAAAAUUUUCUGCCAGUCUUUGCCCCCCAAUGUUGCCCUGCAGUGGCUGCAGUUGUCUGGGGGGUGGGGGGGUGGUUCAGCUCUCACCGUGACGAGCUGAGUGGAAACAUAACGGUGCUUUACGCAAGCUGCCCGACAACCCGACGCCAGGGGCAGCGAACACCCCGACCGGCGGCUCUUCAACACGCGUUCACUGUGGACUUUUGGUCGGCCCGGGUCGGCUCUUGCAAAGAUUUCGUCAGAGGUUCUGAGAGGAGUGCCUUGGUGAGGGUCCGCUGGAUUUCACGAUUGUUCAGGAAAAGUUCGCCUUAAGAUUUCCUCUUCUUUGGGGAGGAGGGACAACACAGCAAACAAUCUUUCAGCAUGUUUACUCGGGAGGGGGCCACGCCGGUCCUCAUGGGACUGGUUUGGAUUGAUCUAUUUUUCCGCUUUGUCAGGUGGUUGCCAGCGUCGGUGGUGGAUGAACAUGUAGCUUCCCUUUAACAGACGACUGCGUGGCGAGCGUGGGAAAGGAGAGGCGGGGCGUUUGGAAUGUUCAGCGACGGAAAGCCAAAGCAUGAAUCACGUUUUUACGGCACAUUUGAAUGGAGUCUCCUGAGCUGACCGUCCUGACCGUGCUGUCCUGGCAACGACCCGCUUGCUCCUCAACAUCCAGUCUUGUACAUACAGUGGAGUAUAUUUUGUGGGGCGCCACGGCCUCUUCAUUUCGAUUUUUGUUUUUUUCAUUUUUUCCAUUGACCUAUGCUGUUUUUUUAUCCGUUUUCUGGAUAGUGAUAGGGCUGCCGUCGCACCGUUCUUGUAUUUAUCAAACUUUACUUUCUUUCUUUGUACGGCUCGCCAGGCCGCUCGCGUUGUCAUGGAUUGUGUAUUUAUAACGUAGUGUUUAUAGCAGAUUUGUGUAUGGAACUUUAUAAAUGUACUCUUAAUUGAUGACAGCUAUGAUAUUGUCAACGCAACACGGGAUGGUGUUUAAAAACACAAAACAAAACAAAACAACUAGGGAUGUCCAAUAUUGGCUUUUUUUGCCCAUAUUGUCCAACUCUCAAUUUCCGACACCGAUAUCAGCCAACAGCGAUACGGUAAGACAUGGGCACACCACCAGCUGUUAGCUGAAAACAACACACGACAAUACUUAGGCUGGGACGUUUGUUUUAAAAGUCAACAUUGACCCUUUCUUUCAUCAUCUUUCACCAGGGAAGAAAAUCAAGUGUCAGAAAUUCCAUGUAGGCCGAGCGCUCUUAGCGCAGCAGCAGGCGCGGAGUCACAACAUCUUCAUUGGGGUGGCCGAGGUGAGACCGUUACUCACGUGGGGGUGCCAAUAAGCUGAUACCUGAAAUGUCUAGAUGGCCAGGGGGGUGACCGGGGAGUGACCGGACCACCGCGUAGCCCCGCCGCCGUGCAGCAGCACGCUGUAUGGGUUUCCACGCCACGCUAUAAAACGAACAUGAGAUUAGAAUGACAUUUCAUGCGCAGAUGAAGCGAUUUACAUCCUACAUACCUUUCAUCGUGUCCUGGAGCUCCCAUCCGCAAGUCUGAAGGCCGUCGAUUGAGUCGAGGUGGUCCAACGGUGUAAAUUCAAUGCGAAAUUGAAGAGUAAGAAGUCAUGAAGAUACACCCCACAUCAUAUGAAGAAGCGGCAUUUUCACUCCUAAUCAUGUCACAUUUUACCCUCGCUUGCUUCCAGGGAUUGGAACAUUCCUACUAGUGAGGACAGGCAACAUCGAAAAUGGAUAAGUGGAAUGGAAGGAGCGAGCUAGCUGGCUACUAGCCACCCACGUUUGUUUACAUGACGUCAUGUUUUGCACACACGGGAGCCCACAUGCCUACUGUACGUAAACUACAGCAUUACGUUCAUUAUCGGCUCUCAUUGUUGGGAAAAAUCCCCACACUGAUCUUGCCCGAUAUUACAUUUUUAUGCCGAUAUUAUCGGACAUCCCUACAACCAAGAAGCAGCAUAUUGAGCUCCUCAUCGACUGCACUGUUUGGCUAGAUAGAACGUCAUCACGCGGCACCGCGACCCGCUUCUCCUGGCGGAGUCAAUCACUUUGUUGCCUGAGCGGUAAACCUCGGACGACGUGCACUUACUUACCUUGCGUUGGCGACACGCCCGUGACCCCGCCGCAAGCGGGUCCAAAGGCCGUUUUAUGUAGCGAGCUGCUUUUUUUGUUGUUGUUGCUGUUGUUGUUUUUAGAAAGGAUGAUUGGUUUUGAAUCAGGAAGGCAUGAAAACGGCGCUAAUCGACGUAUUGCAAGACAAUGUGUUUACACUACCUGUGUCGGAAGAGGUUCUCUUCUUUGAUUUCAACAAGUGGUGCAAGUUACUUUUGGGGGGGUAAAUAUCUAUUAUUGGUGUGUAUUGCUCUAUUUUUGGCCCCCCCCCCCAUAUCUGUCUACUAACACCUAGUGACAACCAUCACACGUAUUCUAAGUUGUCUUUUUACGAACUUGUAAAAUGUACGUUGUUCUUUUUUCCACAUCUAACAAAAACAUUCCAUUUGAUUGAUUUGGCUUUCGGAAGUUGUUUUGUAGACCGCUUCUUUUGUUUGUUUGUUUUUUUAAAUACCUGCUUGCACCGACUUUGAACUCUCUGCAUGGUUUGUGAGUCAGCAUGCCUGCUUGUCUGUGUAACGAAAAUGUAUUUGCACAACAGAGGGAGACGAAAACAGGAGCCGGGAUGCUUUUCCUUCCUGUCCCGUGUGCAAACAUUUGAAGAGACUCUGUCCCAAUGACUCCACUUGGGACCGUUUGGUUCCGGUUCUGAUUUUAGCACUUAGACUGUGGAUGGACUGCGUUUGCUCUGCUACGUUCAUAAAAGACCCUCCCAAAGAAUGUUCCUCUUUCAAAGAUGUUUCAAACAGGCACUGUUCAUGCUGCGCUUUUAACGGAGAAAAGGUUUGGAGGAGGACGUUUGAUUGUCACACCCACCUUGGCCAGUCCUACACACAACCACUGUGGCUCAAGAGCAAGUCUUGGUUUACAUGUACAUGGGAAAGACGUUCUUAUGAGGAUUAUUUUUUGUAAUUUGUUUGCCGUCUACGUCUCUAACAAUGAAAAAUGUUAUUUCUUGGGGACCUACGCUUUGGAAGUUUCAUCUCUGACAUCUAUAAAAUAUAUUUCUGAAAAAUACCACAGACUUUGGCUUGUUCUUGGCCUGUUUCUGUCCUGGGACUUGGGCCAUCUGCCGUGUGCGGGGCCCCACUUUGAUAUUUUCUACGUAAAACAAGACAUAUAGAGAUGCAAAGGCGUUAUACGUACGUAGUCAAUGAAAACAAUGCAUCUCAACUUUUCUUUUGAUAGGUGGAAAAGCCUAUUUUUAAUAUCAACUUUGGUCUUAGCUUUUUUCACCC
Dunckerocampus dactyliophorus (ringed pipefish) is the source of this 10324-nucleotide messenger RNA. RefSeq names its product histone deacetylase 4-like. Lineage: Eukaryota; Metazoa; Chordata; Actinopteri; Syngnathiformes; Syngnathidae. The record is from RefSeq and is a predicted model, not a curated record. Gene Ontology annotation, molecular function: histone deacetylase activity. Gene Ontology annotation, cellular component: histone deacetylase complex. Gene Ontology annotation, biological process: negative regulation of transcription by RNA polymerase II; chromatin organization. The transcript is spliced from 26 exons. The coding region runs from base 3421 to 6768 and encodes 1115 amino acids.